This is a messenger RNA of Cuculus canorus (common cuckoo), 5209 nucleotides long. RefSeq names its product erb-b2 receptor tyrosine kinase 2 (gene ERBB2). Lineage: Eukaryota; Metazoa; Chordata; Aves; Cuculiformes; Cuculidae. Gene Ontology annotation, biological process: protein phosphorylation; positive regulation of MAPK cascade; neuron differentiation. Gene Ontology annotation, cellular component: basal plasma membrane; signaling receptor complex. The transcript is spliced from 27 exons. Gene Ontology annotation, molecular function: ATP binding; transmembrane receptor protein tyrosine kinase activity. Bases 97 to 3825 code for a protein of 1242 amino acids. The record is from RefSeq and is a predicted model, not a curated record.
AGGCGGAGCUCGGGCGCUGGAGAGGCGGCGACUCCGCACCGCGAAGUUCGGCGGAGCGGCCGGGGGGGCGAUGGGCCGAGGCCCCCGCUGAGAGCCAUGAGCCCCGCCGGGCGCCUCCUCCCGCUGCUGCCGCUGCUGCUGUCCGCGAUCUGCCCCGCCACCGGGCACGUCUGCACCGGGACCGACAUGAAGCUGCUGCGUCCCUCCAGCCCCGAGAGCCACUACGAGACGCUGCGGCACCUCUACCAGGGCUGCCAAGUGGUCCAGGGCAACCUGGAGCUCACCUACCUGCCCCCCGACGCCGACACCGCCUUCCUCAAGGACAUUAAGGAGGUGCAGGGCUACGUGCUGAUCGCCGAGAACCAAGUCAACCAACUGGAGCUGCAGAGUUUGCGCAUCAUCCGCGGGACGCAGCUCUUCCAGGACCGUUACGCCCUCGCUGUGAUGGGCAACGCCGGUUCUACCGGCACACCGGGAUUGCGCCAGCUGGGCAUGCGGCACCUCACAGAGAUCCUGAAGGGAGGGGUGCGCAUCGAGAGGAACCCCCAGCUCUGCUUCCAGGAGACCAUCCUCUGGACUGACAUCUUCCACCGGCACAACGACCUCCGUGAUGAGACUUGGGUGGAGAGCACCCGGAACCGCAGCUGUCCCGACUGCCGGGCGCUGUGCGCCGAGGGGCACUGCUGGGGUGAGGGUCCGCAGGACUGCCAGACGCUGACCAACAGCAUCUGCCACGGCUGCCCGCGCUGCAAGGGGACGAAGCCGACGGAUUGCUGCCACGAGCAGUGCGCCGCCGGCUGCACCGGCCCCAAGCACUCCGACUGCCUGGCGUGUCUGAACUUCAACCGGAGCGGGAUCUGCGAGCUGCACUGUCCUCCUCUCGUCAUCUACAACUCAGACACCUUCGAGUCGGUGCCCAACCGCGAUGGGCGCUAUACGUUCGGAGCCAGCUGCGUCAGCCAGUGUCCCUAUAAUUACCUGGCGACAGAGGUGGGUUCCUGCACCCUCGUGUGUCCCCAGAACAGCCAAGAGGUCACGGUCAACAACGUCCAGAAGUGCGAGAAGUGCAGCAAACCCUGUCCUGAGGUGUGCUACGGGCUGGGAGUGGAUUUCCUCAAGGGCGUCCGCGCCGUGAAUGCCUCCAACAUCCAGCAUUUCACCGGCUGCACCAAGAUUUUUGGCAGCCUGGCUUUCCUGCCCGAGACCUUCGCUGGGGACCCCAACACCAACACGCCUCCCCUGGACCCCAAACUGCUGCGGAUCUUCGAGAGCCUGGAGGAGCUGACGGGCUUCCUCUACAUCGCUGCCUGGCCGCCAGGUCUACCCGACUUGGGUGUCUUCCAAAACCUGCGGAUCAUCCGGGGCCGCGUGCUGCACAACGGCGCCUACUCGCUGACGCUGCGGGACCUGGCGGUGCGGGCGCUGGGGCUGCGCUCCCUGCAGGAGAUCAGCAGCGGGAUGGUGCUUAUCCACCACAACCCCCAGCUCUGCUUCCUCCAGAAGGUGCCCUGGGACAGCAUCUUCCGUAACCCCCGCCAGCACCUCUUCCAGACCCACAACAAACCCCCCGAGCAGUGUGAGAGCGAGGGGCUCGUUUGCUUCCACCUCUGCGCCCACGGGCACUGCUGGGGCCCCGGCCCGACCCAGUGCGUCACCUGUGAGCGGUUCCUGCGCGGCCAGGAGUGCGUGGCCUCCUGCAACCUCCUGGAUGGAGCCAUCCGGGAGCACGCCAACGGGACGAGGUGCCUGCCCUGCCACCCUGAGUGCCAGCCCCAGAACGGCACCGAGACCUGUUUUGGAUCGGAGGCGGACCAGUGCGUGGCUUGCGCCCACUACAAGGACGCGCAGCAGUGCGUACGGCGAUGCCCCAGCGGGGUGAAGGCGGACGCUUCCUUCGUCCCCGUCUGGAAGUACCCGGACGAAGACGGCGUCUGUCAGCUCUGCCCCACCAACUGCACCCACUCGUGCACAAUUCGGGAUGAAGACGGCUGUCCUGUGGACCAGAAGCCAAGCCAGGUGACAUCCAUCAUUGCCGGCGUGGUGGGAGCUCUACUGGUCGUCGUCCUCCUCCUCAUCACAGUUGUCUGCGUCAAGCGCCGGCGGCAGCAGGAGAGGAAACACACCAUGCGGCGCCUGCUGCAGGAGACCGAGCUGGUGGAGCCGCUGACGCCCAGUGGAGCCCUCCCCAACCAGGCCCAGAUGCGGAUCCUCAAGGAGACGGAGCUCAAGAAAGUGAAAGUCUUGGGCUCUGGCGCUUUCGGCACCGUCUACAAGGGCAUCUGGAUCCCCGACGGGGAGAGCGUGAAGAUCCCGGUGGCCAUCAAGGUCUUGCGGGAGAACACAUCGCCCAAAGCCAACAAGGAGAUCCUGGAUGAGGCCUACGUGAUGGCAGGGGUGGGCAGCCCCUACGUGUCCCGGCUGCUGGGCAUCUGCCUGACGUCCACGGUCCAGCUGGUGACGCAGCUGAUGCCCUACGGCUGCCUCCUGGACUAUGUGCGGGAGAACAAGGACCGCAUCGGCUCCCAGGACCUUCUCAACUGGUGUGUGCAGAUUGCCAAGGGGAUGAGUUACCUGGAGGAGGUGCGGCUGGUGCACCGGGACCUGGCUGCUCGCAACGUCCUCGUCAAGAGCCCCAACCACGUCAAGAUCACAGACUUUGGGCUGGCCCGGCUGCUUGACAUCGAUGAGACUGAGUACCACGCUGAUGGUGGCAAGGUCCCCAUCAAGUGGAUGGCACUGGAGUCCAUCCUCCGGCGGCGCUUCACGCACCAGAGUGAUGUCUGGAGCUAUGGUGUCACCGUGUGGGAGCUGAUGACCUUUGGAGCAAAGCCAUACGAUGGGAUCCCAGCCCGGGAGAUCCCAGACCUGCUGGAGAAGGGCGAGCGGCUGCCACAGCCGCCCAUCUGCACCAUCGACGUCUACAUGAUCAUGGUGAAAUGCUGGAUGAUUGACUCUGAAUGCCGACCCAAGUUUCGGGAGCUGGUCACUGAAUUCUCUCGCAUGGCCCGGGACCCUCAACGCUUUGUGGUCAUCCAGAAUGACAUGAUCGGGCUGCCCGGCUCCAUCGACAGCACCUUUUACCGGGCCCUGCUCGAGGAGGAGGACAUGGAUGACCUGGUGGACGCUGAGGAAUACUUGGUCCCUCACCAGGGCUUCUUCAGCGCCGAGACCUCCACCACCUACCGCAGCCGCAUCUCCUCCACACGGAGCACGGCAGAGACUCCGGUUGAUGUGGAGGAGGGCGAAGGCUUGGCUGCCUUCCCCUUCCCCACCCAGGGCCUGGUGGAGGGGCCAGAGGGUCCCACGCCGGAGGUGCCAGAGGGGGACGGUGGGGCCAAGGCUGCCCUGCAGAGCCCGUUGGCACGGGAGCCUGGCACUCUGCCGCGGUACAGCGAGGAUCCCACCGGGCUGGUGGCCGAAGAAAGCGAGGACCUGGAUUCUGAGGGCUUUACCCCCCCGGUGCCCUGCACCACCAUGCCAGAGUACGUGAAUCAGGCUGGGGAGCGGCGGUCCCCACCCUGGCACCCCUGCACGCCCCCGUCCCCACCGGACAAGCCCAAGGGGCACCAAGGGAAGAACGGGCUCAUCAAAGAAGCCAAGCAUCCCUUCCCUGGUCCUUUCGGCCACGCCGUGGAGAAUCCCGAGUACCUGGCACCCCCCAGCCCGCCCACCCCCAGCCCCUUCAGCCAGGCCUUUGACAACCCCUACUACUGGAACCAGGACCCCCCCAAGGCCGGUGGCCCCAACAGUGGUCCCGGCACAACACCCACAGCUGAGAACCCCGAGUACCUCGGCCUGGCCGGCCCUGACGACGCGGCUGUGUAGGGCAAGGCAUGGAGAGACCCCCCUUGAACUUCACCGAGGCAGCUUGGGGAGGGACGGCACGGCGAGCUGGUGGCUGUCCCCUCUGCCUGGUGGCAUCUACACUAAUGCUGCGGGGUGACACCAGCCACAGAGGGCUGGGGGAGCCCAGGACGCUUUCAAAGAGCCCAGGAUGCUGUGGGACAGAGUGGCAGCACGUGUGGGGACGGAGACGGGUCACCCUUCACGCCAGACGUCAUUCUGGGCUUCCCUGGAAACUGGACACCAGCAGGAGUGACCCACAAGCCGUGCUGAGCUGGACAGUGCAGAGACUGCACCCAGGAGCUCAGCCUGGAGAAGGACAACCCGCCACAUCGCCCCAAAGGCUCCUCUGCCACCCUGCACCCUUCCAAGACUGUUUCUGGUCCAGCUCAUCCCACAAACCUCGCCACUAUUGCCACCCUCCCCCUUUCCUGGUGCCCCAGCUGCGCCGGGAAACACGGACUUGCACUGAGAGCGGGCGGAUGCCGGGCUCGUGUCCCGGUCCUGGCUCCUCCUGGAUUGUUUUGAAGCCGACUGUAUCGCACCGAGAUGUAUAUUUGGUAAUUGUACAUUGGUUUUUUUAAUACUCCCUUUGUCUGUGUGGUUCCCCCAUCUCCGUUGCUGGCGCAAGGGACCCAGUUCCAUCUCCCAAGGACCAUCCUGUCCCUUCUCUUCCCUCCCAGCCUCAACUGCCACCACCGGAGGAGGCAGGGAAAAGGGCAGGACCUGCUUACCUGGAGGGUAAAAGUCCUGAUCCCGCUUGGCUGCCAACCAAGGGUAGGGCAGGCAGGACCUGAUCUAACCCCGCUUUCGCGCCCGGUUGCCCGCGUCCCACCCCAUCCUCCAGGUACACGUGAGGGGCCACCUUCUCUGCCCUUUAUUCAGGUUGGGUUUAUACACAGUAUAGAAUAAAUAGGGCCCCUCCGCUGGCUCGGCUGCCCCGUGGCGCAGGGCAGGGUCAUUAGAGGCGGAAAGUGAGAGCCAAGAGCCUGCGAACGGGGAGUGGGGGAAGCCGUUAAAUAAACCUCUUGGCCGUGGGGACGGAGCCAAGCCGGGGUUCCCAUGCCUGGCCAGGGCAGCUGGUCCCCGCUGCCCUCGUACUGGUUUAAACAGUGACAGGAAAGACUUUUAAUUAUUAACGAGUUACGCUCAAGUUUACAGCAAGUGGUUUUCCUUCUGCCUUAACCUGUUGGGAGCUCUAGAGCUGCAAAUCCCCUCUGACAGCUGGCCUGGCUCCCCCCCAGGGCUGAGCAGAGCGUUCCGAGUGCCCCAAAUCCCCAUUGGCUGAGGGAAGGGAACCCCCCCCUGCACUGCCAGGCAUGGGGGAAGGCGAGGACAGGCAGGGGAGCCAUGCUGUGCCACAGCA